UGUUCAGAUUUUCAUCGCGUUAAUGACAGUGUCGGGAAAACUGAAGGUUCCUUUCAGUUUUUAAAUACUGCCUACUUUUCAGGAACGAUUCUGGCCUUUUCUUACUCUCCAUUUUCGGGCUGAGAGCUGUCCUGCGCCUGGGAGCACAAGCGCUAGGGUACUGGUGUUACUCUAAAAGCAACCCUUCGUUCUCACGCCGGAAGCUGCUGGUCUAGCAGUGAAAGAGGCACGGCGUGGUCUUCAGUUCGCAAUGUCCACCAACAAUAUGUCCGACCCACGGAGACCCAACAAAGUGCUGAGGUAUAAGCCUCCGCCGAGCGAGUGCAACCCAGCUUUGGACGACCCGACGCCGGACUACAUGAAUCUCCUCGGCAUGAUCUUUAGCAUGUGCGGCCUCAUGCUUAAGCUGAAAUGGUGUGCUUGGGUGGCCGUCUACUGUUCCUUUAUCAGCUUUGCCAACUCCCGGAGCUCGGAGGACACCAAGCAGAUGAUGAGUAGCUUCAUGCUCUCAAUCUCUGCCGUGGUGAUGUCCUAUCUGCAGAAUCCUCAGCCCAUGACGCCCCCGUGGUGAUGUCACCUAGAGGGCUUGGAUCCUGGACUCCUGCCCACCUUCUGGCCUAGCCUUUGGCUGCUUCCAACCUACCCUUAGCUGCAGUCCUUCAACUUGCCUGAGUGUUGUCUCUGGUCUCUCAGCUUAAUGGAGGGAAGUUGGCCCUUUCUUUGGGUCCUGCCUCUGCGUUGACAAAGGGGUAACCCACAGACUUCCCUUUUACCUUCCCUUCCCUGGCCACUGUUAUGGGAAACCCUGUUCAUGUUUCUAAAAGUAUUCACUUGUUUUCUUGUUGAAACUGGUUGAUAUAAAAUUUUCCACUCUG
This is a messenger RNA of Arvicola amphibius (Eurasian water vole), 875 nucleotides long. It is a transcript of the gene Wdr83os, whose product is annotated as WD repeat domain 83 opposite strand. Gene Ontology annotation, cellular component: endoplasmic reticulum membrane. Lineage: Eukaryota; Metazoa; Chordata; Mammalia; Rodentia; Cricetidae. Gene Ontology annotation, molecular function: protein folding chaperone. Gene Ontology annotation, biological process: protein insertion into ER membrane. The record is from RefSeq and is a predicted model, not a curated record. The coding region runs from base 251 to 571 and encodes 106 amino acids. The transcript has 4 exons.